GUGAAGGCAGAGUUCGAGCAGAAGAUCAAGGACGAGCGUCCCGCCUCUCGGCGGAGCACGCCGCGAAGAGCGAGGAGGAGGAGAAGAAGUUGGCGGAGGCGGUCGAGGCUACCAUGAUCAGCGCGAGGGAGGAGGCCGAGCGCGAGGAGGGGAAGCAGAACGAGCUGGAGGAGUGGCGCACCGAGAAAAAGGAGGCCGAGGAAGCGCUGAAGAAGGAGCAG
This is a messenger RNA of Prorocentrum cordatum, 221 nucleotides long. The record is from the annotation of a GenBank genome assembly. Lineage: Eukaryota; Dinophyceae; Prorocentrales; Prorocentraceae.